Molecule: messenger RNA, 1307 nt
Organism: Physella acuta
Lineage: Eukaryota; Metazoa; Mollusca; Gastropoda; Physidae
Product: beta-1,3-galactosyltransferase 1-like
Biological process (GO): protein O-linked glycosylation
Cellular component (GO): Golgi membrane
Molecular function (GO): hexosyltransferase activity
Source: RefSeq, a predicted model, not a curated record
AUGGCAGCCGGUAUCAGGUGGUUGUGUCUUGUGUCUGGCAUUGCUGGUCUGUGUCUGCUGGUAAACGUCGUCAUGCUCGCAGACCGGAACCAGAACUCAGACCGGAGCUCAGAGAGUGAGUACCGCAGCCGCCAGAUGAGGGACACCUCCCGUACGGAUACCCCAGACAAACCCAUGUGUCUGAACUAUGUAAUAGGCAGCGACCGAAGCUACGUCAUCGACGGGUUGUCCAGCCGGCGCGAGAAGGUCAUCACGUACGAGAAGUGCGAGCACGUGCUGACCAAAGCGCUCAAGGUCAACCGGAACCUGAGUCUCGAGGUGGGCGUGGCCAGGGACAUGCUGACCUUACUGUCCGAGCCUGCGGUCCACGAGCACAGUUUCCGGUACCUCUACAAGCCGACGUGCGGCAACUCCACCGUGGACCUCCUCCUUGCUGUCACUUCCGACAUCGACAACUUCAGCCGCAGACAAAAUGCCAGACAAAUUAUCACCGGGGAUUUGCAGAAGAAAACUGGAAUCAGGUGUAAGAUGAUUUUUUUUAUCGGUAAAAUGUCCCAGAACUUAAGUGAUAGUCACGUGGUGAAUCAGAUCGAAAACGAGGCUAAACAACACGGCGACAUUGUACAGGAGAGCUACGAAGACGUUUUUAAAAACAUCCGUGUCAAGGUAACGUCAAUGCUGAAAUGGACAUCCACGUAUUGCGGUAAAGCUAAAUACGUCAUCAAAAUGAACGAUGACGUCGAUUUGGAUGUACCAGCACUCUACGCGGCAUUGAAAAACGCCAGAAGAAAUUCGGAACAUUUUAUUUUGGGACAUAUUCGUCUCAACAUGAAACCCAUUCGUGACGUCAAACACAUGUGGUACAUAUCGAAACAAGAGUACCCCGACUCCACAUUUCCGGCUUUCUUAAACCGGAAGUUGUUCGGACUUCCGGUGCCCACGGCGAAGCUGCUGUACCAGGUGGUCCUGAGAACGAAACCCAUCUGGUUGGACGACGUCUACGUCACCGGCUUGUGUCCAGCCCGAGCCAACAUCACGUUACUCGACUCAGCUGAAUUCCGUACCCAGAUGUAUCGUAAUUCAACCUCGCUAAGAUCGAAGUUUAGCCUAAGCUCAAGGACUAACAAGAACCCCAAUUGAGAAGAUCAGUGCACAAUUUUAGAUUGAGCUCACAAACUCACAAUAAACCCAAUGUGAAGAUCAAGCCAAACAUUUAGCUUGAGCUUAACUUGAGCUUGAGGCAUCACAUGUAAGGCGAUGUCAAGGUUAGCUCCAGAUACUGCUGGUCAGUUCUGUUAAGGCUGUUA